GAGAGUGGUCGUGUUGGCAGUGCCAGUGUGGCGACUCAGUGCAACGAGAGGUCGUCAGCAACGCACUACGACACCUUCUGGUCAUUCUGUACGACUGCCGAGCAACUUCGUGCACCGCGGCAACGAGUGCAGCGAUUUGCACAAGUGUGGCAACUGGUGAAGCAGCAGCUCUCCGCCGGGUCUCGCGCGUAGUGCUGCAACGAAACCGGGCGACGCGCGCGCAAGAAGCACAUUCAUACUCCGGCCGACGCUCUCUCAUCGAAAAGACAACAAAGCUAGACGUCGCAACCAUGCGCAUGGCCAAGCGCCUCGUCUGCCUGCCCCUCGGCGCGAGCCCGCUGCUGCUGUCGAUGUACCACAAGCCCGGCUCGGCGCGGUUCGCGGUCACCGAGGGCCUGGACGCGGAGGCCGACGCCGUCGGGCCGGGUAUAUAUGGAGGCCGCGUCGAGCGCGACGAAUCGGGCGCCGUCGUCAUCGGCCAGCAGUUCGAGGAGUACAACCCGAUCCCCGGGCCGCUCUACGCCGGCGGCGGCUACACGGAGCUGGCGCAGGCCAUCCGCGAGGGCGAUGUGACGCGCGUCGCCCGGCUCCUCGACGACGAUCCGGAGUUGGUCAACGACGUGCUGACGGGCGCCGCGAGCCCGCUGCAUUUGUGUGGCAUGGCGCCGCGCGCUGGAGGCGCCGUCACACAACUACUCUGCGAGCGCGGCGCGAACCUGAACGCGCGCGACUCGUGGGGCUAUACACCGCUCCAGCGCGCGGCGACGAACGAUUGCGUCGACGCGGCGAAGGCGCUGCUCGCGGCCGGCGCGUCGCUCGAGAUCUCCAGCGGCCUCGACGGCGACGGCGACAACGCCUACGAGCUCGCGAAGCGCCUGCGCUCCUACGACUGCAUCUUCGCCUUCGACGACCACAUCGCGGCGGUGAACACGUGAGUUCGGCCCCCCAAGUUUAUCCCCCAAGUUUAUUUGUCU
Pelagomonas calceolata is the source of this 974-nucleotide messenger RNA. The record is from the annotation of a GenBank genome assembly. NCBI's taxonomy places the organism in Eukaryota, Pelagophyceae, Pelagomonadales, Pelagomonadaceae.